UUCCGUUUAAGUCGUACAAACUCUUUGUAUACAUUGGACGGGGAAUCGAGCCUCCAUCACAAGACAGCUGUUCGGCAAAAUCGAAGACCAGAAGCUGUCAAGUUGUUGUGAUUGUUAUAACCUUUCGUGUGUUUUGUGUUCCCCGUCAAAAUGGCAGGUGGAAUGGACAGAGCUGCUAAGCUGGCAAGGAUGCAGGAUGUGGAAAGCGAGAGUGAACUUGGAUUUGUGUUUGGUGUGUCAGGUCCUGUUGUAACUGCUAACAACAUGAGUGGCUCUGCUAUGUACGAGUUGGUACGUGUAGGUCAUCAGGAACUGGUGGGAGAGAUCAUUAGGCUUGAAGGAGAUCUGGCCACUAUUCAGGUAUACGAGGACACAUCUGUGUCACAGUAGGUGAUCCUGUCAUUGAAGACUGGUAAACCCCAUUCUUCUGUAGAACUUGGACAUGGUAUUAUGGGUAAUAUCUAUGAUGGUAUCCAGCGUCCUUUGCAAGAAAUGGAGAACUCACACAGUCAAUUUUACAUCCCAAAGGGUGUUUCUACUCCUGCUCUCACCCGUAGCAAACAGUGGGAAUUCCACCCUCUUCCUGAGAUCAAGGUUAAGUUGGAAAGUCAUAUUACUAGGAGGGACUUGCUUUGGUUCUGGGUACAUGAAAACACCAUCAUUGACCACAAGAUUGUUCUUCCCCCAAAAGCCCGUGGUACAGUUACAUACAUGGCUCCUGUUGGAAACUACACAGUUGAUGAAACUGUAUUAGAAGUAGAAUGUGGAGAAAAGAAAAAAAGUACACCCAUGAUGCAGGUAUGGCCAGUCAGACAGCCCCGCCCAGUUAGUGAAAAACUUCAUGCCAAUCAUCCACUGUUGACUGGCCAACGUGUUUUGGAUGCUCUCUUCCCCUGUGUCCUGGGAGGAACCACUGCUAUUCCUGGUGCUUUUGGUUGUGGCAAAACUUGUAUUUCCCAGGCCCUUUCCAAAUACUCAAACUCCAAUGUUAUCAUUUAUGUUGGUUGUGGUGAGCGUGGAAAUGAGAUGGCUGAGGUAUUAAGAGAUUUCCCAGAACUUGAAUUGGAGGUUGCUGGCAGAAAGGAGUCUAUCAUGAAGCGUACAUCUUUAGUAGCCAAUACCUCAAACAUGCCUGUAGCUGCUCGAGAAGCUUCUAUUUACACUGGUAUUACACUCUCUGAGUAUUUCCGUGAUAUGGGUCUUCAUGUAUCCAUGAUGGCUGAUUCAACCUCCCGUUGGGCUGAGGCUCUUCGAGAAAUCUCAGGUCGUUUAGCUGAGAUGCCUGCUGAUUCUGGUUACCCAGCUUACUUGGGUGCUCGUUUAGCCUCAUUUUAUGAGAGAGCUGGCCGUGUGAAAUGUUUGGGUAAUCCUGAACGUGAAGGGUCCGUCACUAUUGUAGGUGCUGUAUCGCCACCUGGUGGUGAUUUCUCAGAUCCUGUUACUUCUGCUACUCUGGGUAUUGUACAGGUGUUCUGGGGUCUUGAUAAGAAGUUGGCCCAGAGAAAACAUUUCCCAUCUGUAAACUGGCUUCAGUCAUAUUCAAAGUACAUGAGAGCACUGGAAGACUACUAUGACAGAAAUUUCCCUGAAUUUAUUACUUACAGAACCAAAGUGAAGGAAAUUCUCCAGGAAGAAGAUGACUUGGCAGAAAUUGUGCAGUUGGUCGGUAAGGCUUCUUUAUCUGACUCUGACAAAAUCACUCUAGAAGUUGCUCGUAUCAUCAAAGACGACUUCCUUCAGCAGAACUCUUACACUCCAUAUGAUCGCUUCUGUCCAUUCUACAAGACUGUGGGGAUGAUGAGGAACAUCAUUGCAUUCUAUGAUAUGUCCAAACAGAUUGUUAACCGCACAGCUCAGAGUGACAAUAAGGUAACAUGGCAGAUCAUCCGUGACUCUAUGGGCCAGAUAUUGUAUGAGCUUUCAUCCAUGAAGUUCAAAGACACUUUCAAGGAAGGAGAGGUGAAGGUCAAGAAAGACUUUGAUGAAAUAUAUGAAAAUAUCCAGCAAGCAUUUAGGAAUCUUGAGGACUAAAGGGUGUUCUGAAUAAAUUCUUUUUCAGUGUAUAGUAAGUUCGCACAUGCUCUUGCUACUCCACGGUUGCAAGACUUGGAACCAUAAUUUAUCUUUUCAAUUCCUAGAAGAAUUGUUUGUUGUUAAAUGACAUGGUUGUCACUGGAGUGUAUGUCUUUUGUGUCCAAGUGGCUGGAAAAUAAUUCUGCCACUGGUUUCUUGUACAGUUUUAAAAGUCAUGUGUUGUGGUGACAUUAUUUUUGGGAGUUUCAUAAUUGUAAAUUUUCUUUUUAUGAUGAAAUUACCAAUGCAGUGAGGGAUAAGUUUUGUACAGAACAAUAAAAGGAGAUACUAGAUUCUCUGUGUAAAUGUUAGGCACUUUGUAUUUUAUUUGUUGACAUAGUAUUGUAAUUUAAGUGAAUGUUGGAUUGAAAUGCUUAGAUGUGUAGAUGUGAAUAGAUACUUAGUGUAGUGCCAGAUGAUAAGAGAGAGAAAUUCACUGUCUGUGCACAAGGAACAAACAAAAGUUGUUGGUGAUAUUACAUUCCAAAACUUAUAUUUGAACAAUUGUAUAUUUGUGAGUACAUAGUAAAUAAAGGAAAUGGUAGAA
Messenger RNA from Macrobrachium nipponense, 2620 nucleotides. RefSeq names its product V-type proton ATPase catalytic subunit A-like. The record is from RefSeq and is a predicted model, not a curated record. Gene Ontology annotation, cellular component: lysosomal membrane; proton-transporting V-type ATPase, V1 domain. NCBI's taxonomy places the organism in Eukaryota, Metazoa, Arthropoda, Malacostraca, Decapoda, Palaemonidae. Gene Ontology annotation, biological process: proton transmembrane transport; ATP metabolic process. Gene Ontology annotation, molecular function: ATP hydrolysis activity; ATP binding; proton-transporting ATPase activity, rotational mechanism.